GGUAAACCAGAAGGUGACCGGGAAAGUAUAGAUUCAAUAGAGAACGGCAGGAAUGCAGCCACUUCUUCUCCUCUUUCAAAUCGACCAAGUGAUAUUCCCCUUAACAACGAUGGUCCCUCUUCCAUCGCUACUCCUCCCAUUGUACAUGACUUGAUCUCCCCCCAGAGAGCCACAUCUCCACUUAACUCAAAUCAAGCUCAAUUGCUCACCAAGGCGCAGCACAAAAAGAAGACUAAAGUAUCGAAGAAGGGCGGAAAGAAUAAGAAGUUGAAGAGUGGGAGUGAGCUUGGUGGAGCCGCAGCAAAACCGAAAUCUCAUCACUUGUGGCCGGGUAAGAAGAGGAAGAAGUCCUUCGAAGUUGCCAAUGGUGUUGAAGCUUGA
Messenger RNA from Rodentolepis nana, 381 nucleotides. The record is from the annotation of a GenBank genome assembly. NCBI's taxonomy places the organism in Eukaryota, Metazoa, Platyhelminthes, Cestoda, Cyclophyllidea, Hymenolepididae.